CUAGUGUUCAUGUGGGGGAACCUCGACCUGGCGUCAGAGAGGAGGGAGGUGCCGGCGCCCCUGCUGCUUCCUGGACAAGUGGGAGUGGUCAGUGUGGCCUUUGUUUCUCCUGUCAUGGAGGGAACAUACACCUCCCACUGGCGGCUGGCGCACUGCGGGUGUCAGUUCGGCCCGCGGAUCUGGUGCAGCAUUGUGGUCGAUCCCGGCGACAGCCGCAGCGCACUCGGGCACCAAGUCAAACGACUGAAGGAGGAGGUGAAGCCAGUGGAGAAGGAGGUAAGACCCAGGACCAGUGGUUCUGCCUUCACUGUAGACCUGCCCCAUGAAGACUACUACUUUCCGUCAGUCGACCUGCUGACUGCACAGGAUCUGCUGUCAUUUGAGUUACUGGACAUAAACAUUGUGCAAGAGUUGGAAAAGGUUCCCAACAACACUCCUGUUGAUUUGACUCCCUGCAUWUCGCCUCUCCCCCAUGAUGCACCUGGGUUGGAUAAGUCCGUUACUUCAACGAUGAAAGAGGACGCCGAGGCUCCCGGAGUCAGAAAACCUUUUGGAGUGAAAGCGAGGCAGCAGGAGGUGUUGGAGUCUGUAGCCCAGGAGGAGGAGAAGGAGGAGGAGAUCAGUGGGGCUCAGUUCCUCUGUGAGACGGUGAUCCGCUCCCUCACGCUGGAGGAAGCCCCCGACCACAGACCCCUGCGCAGAGGCAGCCACAAGCCGCGGGUUGUUUCUCAAGGGCCGAGCUUUUGUUUCCAGAAGACGGAGGCUGAGAAGAAAAAAGUAAAAAAUGAGGAGAUUAUUGCUGAUGGAGCUGAGAGGUUAGCCCCACCCGUCGACACAAGCCUCCACCAGCUCACCCAGACAGAGGAGGAGAACAGGCCAGAGAAAGAAAACCUUCACAUCGCUUUGCAACACGAGAGCGAGGACAAAGAAGUUUUGCAUAACAUGACAAACAAGGAGCAGAAGGAGGAGGGAGAAACAAGAGGAGAAGACUGGGAUGAGGUCAGCAGCCAGACGUCCUCCGUCUCCUCCAGCGAUGAAUACAUCAUCGUCCUCCCGGACUGCUUCGACACSAGCCGACCUCUGGGGGAGUCCAUGUACAGCUCGGCCAUGUCGCAGCCCGACACCGUCGCUGCCGGCACCUCCACCGAUCCAGAUCCGGAGGAGGAGGAGGGGAAAGAGGAAGCCUGCGACUUUGAGCCGUGCAGGGAGGCGCCGCUGACCGACAGGAAGGAGGAGACCAUCGCCAUGGAGGAGUCGUCGGCCGACACCUGGCCUCCGCACGUCCCUGCCGUCCACAGCAGCGUCAACCAGAUGCUGUGUGCRUCCCAAACGCUCGACGCCGUCACCCUCACCCCCGAGGUGGUGUCCCUGCCCGUCGCGCCKCAGCCCCUGCACCCUCCACCGACCCUCUACUCACCCCGAUCUGAGGCGCUGUAUCUGGCCGAGGAUCCAAGUCCUCCUGCCUGCGACCCGGAUGAGCCACACCAACCGCGGGUUCACCUAAAUGUAUCAUAUGGUUUGUCGAGAUCAGCAGGCUCAGCAUCCAGUGCCUUUGAGACCUACAACCCUAGACCGAGCAAAGCGCUGCAGCCAAGGGGCCAGGGAGGCAUCACAGAGGGAUUAGUCAAAGGGGCCCUUUCAGUGGCCGCAUCUGCUUAUAAGGCCCUCUUCACUGGACCGAACUGUUCCAUACAGCGAGGCAUCGACCCAGCCACCAGACAGGACCCGUCCAUGAUGGCCAUGCUGCUGGAGAUGGGCUUCCAGGACCAGCGGCUCAACCAGCAGCUGCUGAGGAAGCACAACUACAGCCUGCUGCACACGGUGAACGAGCUGGUGCAGAUGGCCGAGGAGAGCCAGAACGAGGCGGCCGACACUCUGCACUGAAGAGGAAGGAGAGGAUUUAACUAAACGUUAUAAGAACCGUAGAGUUUGACCUCUUUAAGUUUGGGUUUUCUCAAAGGGUAGAUGGUUAAUUAGGACCAACUCUACGACUUGAACAAAAUUAGAGAAACAAAGCGUUAAUUCCUUGAAAUAUUACUAUAAAAAUGGCUUUUCUUGCCUUUAAUUUAGCUUUACCGCAUUGGUUAAAUUAACCAUUCCUUAACACAUCCUUGUAGAUUUUCCUGGUUGGCGAUUAGGCUCCGCCUUGCUUUGUUUACAUCGGCCGUGGAGCUUUGUGUUUCGGUUUAAGGAUUAGGACAAAAAAGUGCAUCGCAGCUCCUCAUCCCUGUGUUUGUGUGGCUGUUUCUGCUGYUUCCUCAGCUCUGUGAAGUAACUCUCCUCCCGACACGUUUUACUAAAUUAUACAGCGAURGAAAUGAAAGCUGUCGAACGUCUCGAGGAGUAAAACGCGUUCUGAGGAGCCAGCUCUCGUCGUGUACAGUGACCAUAUUGAAGUUGCAUGGAUCUUCUGGGUGUGAAGGGUCGAAGAGCGGAUAUUUAAGACUUUUUUCUUAAUUAUUGUAGUGAAAUUUGCCUAACAAUGCAAUCUAUUUCUGUAUCAGAGUACUGUUAUUUUAGACGUUGACAUGUGGAAUGUAAACCAAACUGAACGSAUCACUGCUCGGACUUGGAUGAGCCUUUUUUCUUUCUUUUUUCUUUUUUUGAAGAUAAACCUGCAUGACAGGUAGAGGCCGUAGAAAUGAGUCUUAGAGUCCCAGUGGAGAAACAUCAUUGCAUCUUUUUUAUUUUUAUCAUCCUGCUUGGCUGCAUUUUCACCUUCUCAUUAAAGCACCAAGGGAAAGCCUGUCGUUUAGCACCGAUUACAGUUCAGACGUCUCCAAACACAUUCCUGCAUCCCACUGUGGAACCAAGUAAUUUUAUUUUAUCRCUUCUGUGAGAGAUGAUUAUUAGUUUACUGAAACAUUGAAAUUAUUCAUUUGUGUUGUGAGAUCGGGUGUAUGUUUGUGUGUGGUUGAGGUUUUUAGAACCAUUGUUUCUCAUGUUUAUGAUCGUUCAUGUUUUAAAAAAUAAAAGAACGUGCUCUUAACAAUAAUUCUGAAUAUACUGUAUCUACACGGCUUAUCACAUUAUUCUUCAGCUAAAGAGUGUACAYUUUAAAUUCAUUUCUCCCAAUCUGACAAUAAACGGUUUGCACAUGUA
Molecule: messenger RNA, 3102 nt
Organism: Austrofundulus limnaeus
Lineage: Eukaryota; Metazoa; Chordata; Actinopteri; Cyprinodontiformes; Rivulidae
Product: next to BRCA1 gene 1 protein
Biological process (GO): macroautophagy
Cellular component (GO): phagophore assembly site
Molecular function (GO): ubiquitin binding
Source: RefSeq, a predicted model, not a curated record